This is a messenger RNA of Etheostoma spectabile (orangethroat darter), 2615 nucleotides long. It is a transcript of the gene purbb, whose product is annotated as purine-rich element binding protein Bb. Gene Ontology annotation, molecular function: DNA-binding transcription factor activity, RNA polymerase II-specific; RNA polymerase II transcription regulatory region sequence-specific DNA binding; purine-rich negative regulatory element binding. Gene Ontology annotation, cellular component: nucleus. The record is from RefSeq and is a predicted model, not a curated record. NCBI's taxonomy places the organism in Eukaryota, Metazoa, Chordata, Actinopteri, Perciformes, Percidae. Gene Ontology annotation, biological process: regulation of transcription by RNA polymerase II.
CCAAUCCAGACCCUAGCACGAGUGCACCCAUGAUGAGCGUGAAGGGGGGCGCGCGCGCGCUGGCCGAGAGCGCGCAGAAAGCAGCUACGCAGGAGAGGGGCAGAAGCCGAAUGGUGGAGCUGAAGAUGGCGGAUGGAGACAGCGGGAGUGAGCGCGGUGGUAGUAGCGGUGGAGGAGGCGGAGGAGGUGGAGGUGGAGGCGGAGGUGGAGGUGGAGGUGGCUUCCAACACUUCCAGCGGGACCAGGACACCCAGGAGCUGGCGUCCAAGCGCCUCGACAUCCAGAACAAGCGCUUCUAUCUGGACGUCAAGCAAAACAGCAAGGGCAGGUUCAUCAAAAUCGCCGAAGUCGGGGCCGGGGGCUCCAAGAGUCGCCUGACCCUGUCCCUGUCGGUGGCGGCGGAGUUCCGGGACUACCUCGGGGACUUCAUCGAGCACUACGCCCAACUGGGGCCUAGCAGUCCGGAGCAGAUAGCGCAGGCCACCGCGGGUGAGGACGGCGGGCCCAGGCGCGCUCUGAAGAGCGAGUUCCUCGUCCGGGAGAACCGCAAAUACUACCUGGACUUAAAGGAGAACCAGCGCGGGAGGUUCCUGCGCAUCCGGCAGACCGUGAACCGCGGACCGGGUUUUGGAGUUGGGGGCCCCGCGGGCGGCAUGCUGUCCGGCCAGACCAUAGCCCUUCCGGCCCAGGGGCUCAUAGAGUUCAGAGACGCCCUCGCUAAGCUCAUAGACGACUACGGGGGAGACGACGAGGAGCUGGCAGGGGGCACGGCCGCAGGGGGGUACAGCGAGCUCCCCGAGGGCACCUCCAUCAUGGUGGACUCCAAGCGCUUCUUUUUCGACGUGGGCUCCAACAAAUACGGGGUGUUCCUGCGCGUGAGCGAGGUGAAGCCCAGCUACAGGAACUCUAUCACCAUCCCGUUCAAAGCCUGGGGCAAAUUCGGCGGCGCGUUCAGCAGAUACGCCGAGGAGAUGAAGGAGAUCCAGGAGAGGCAGAGGGAUAAGAUGUACGAGAGGAGGGACGAGUCCGAGGGGGACGACGUGGACGACGACUGAUGAAAUUAAAAAAAAAAUGAAACAGCUGUUAGUCCAGUCACACGACACAUCUGCGGUAUAGGGGGUAUUUUUGCGUAAAAGAGGAAAAAAAAGCAGAAAGUGCAUGACAAAUCGUGCUGUAAUAGCCUACUAAAGUUUCGUGGCGUUAAAAAAACAAAAACAAAAAAUAAAUAAAUAAAGAAAGAGUACAUGUGCAGGGAAUUAUUGGUGUAUUAUCCUAAAGUUUGUAGGUUUGAAGGUCGGAGGGAUUGUGUGAAUCUCUGAAAGUGGGGAGAAAAAAAAAAAAAAAGAGGACUAAGUGUGAAAUGAGAUAUCUCAUUGGGGGAGGGAAGAAAAAAGAUUGAUUUAUUGUAAAAAAAAAGAAAAAGAAAUAGGAAAGAGAGAACCUACUAAAACCAGCAAAUUGGUUUUUAUAACAGACAAAAAAAAAAAAUGAAGCCAAUGAAUGCUUUUCCUAUUUGCAACAUAGUUUAUAUUUAAACGAGUCAGGAGUCAACCUGUUUAAGACGUUUUCCUUGCUCCAGUUUAAGGAGAGAGAGAACUAGCAUCCAUUGUAAUCCUGUUCCGGUCCAGGUCUCUACUCAGUGGGCAGAUUUGGGAGAUUUUUUGCAAGUCAGUCAGACGAACCACGAGAGGAAUGUAUAGAAAAAUCUGCCGUCACUCUGUGGAUGUUAAGCACUCAGCGUAGCAGCGGAUUCAGAGUAAAGGGAGCAUUGCAGCAGCAUGCAUGUUAAUCGGAAACAUUACCCAAAAUAUAAAGGGGGGGGGGGGGGGAAGUUACUGAGAGGAUUAUCUUCUUUUUAAAGCCCGAACAACAAGGGCCUUGUGGACUAAACUUAACGCUUUGACUCCAGUAGUCAGUUACAGUGCGGAUCAGCUGGGUUUUUAUGUUAUACAUACAAUCUCGAGCAGUGUUUUUCAAAGCAUAGUUCAUGUUGUUUUUCGGUAAUUUUCCUCACGCCAGAGCAUCCCUGGUGUUUGAGAACAGCAGCUUGGGAAGCCAACGAGUGGGGAGAGGACUGUCUUUGGUACCCCCACCCACCCACCACCCACCACCACCCACCAGGGACAACACACAGAUAAAUACACACGGGACUUUUGAAGAUCAUUUGCUCCCACGUGUCACUACACAAGGGUCCAAAUAUCUGGCUUUUCGGACGAGAGCGCUGCAUCAGAUACAGUGAAGCUUCUCUGGCCUGCAAGCUCUGCCGGACUGCAGAGCGUCAGAGGUUGUUUUUUUUUUUCCCAUCAUCCUCUCUGUUCCCGGCCAGAGUUGGACCGACGGCCGUCUCGACCAGCCACGGGCUGUUUUUAUCUGACGUAGCUUCCAUCAUCCAACACCUGAAGACCCUGGACAGAAACACAUUGAUGGAUGUUCUUGUUUUUGUUUUUUUUGUUUUUUUGUUUUUGUUUUUCAAAAAGAGAAACUAUAUUGAAAUGAAAUUCUACUUACAGGAAACAUAUUACCAAACAAACCAGCAAAAGAUAUUUUGAAAUACUUAUAAACGAAAGUGUAUUGUGUAAAGGAACUUCCAAGUCUAAAAAUUAUAAUAAAAAAAA